Messenger RNA from Triplophysa rosa, 1469 nucleotides. RefSeq names its product cannabinoid receptor interacting protein 1a (gene cnrip1a). The transcript has 3 exons. Gene Ontology annotation, biological process: negative regulation of signaling receptor activity. Gene Ontology annotation, molecular function: type 1 cannabinoid receptor binding. The record is from RefSeq and is a predicted model, not a curated record. NCBI's taxonomy places the organism in Eukaryota, Metazoa, Chordata, Actinopteri, Cypriniformes, Nemacheilidae. Gene Ontology annotation, cellular component: plasma membrane.
GGUGCAGACGUCACAGCAUCCCUUAACAGCGCUUCCUGGGACCUUCCGCCAUCCCUUUAAUGACGGGGAACGCUGGAGAUAGCCUACAUUCACCGCUGUUAUCUUGCAAUCAUGGCUGACGUUCCGGCUAUAAUAAACAUCGCGAUUUCAUUGAAAAUCCAACCCAACGACGGACCCGUCUUUUACAAGGUAGACGGGACGAGGUUCGGCCAAAGCAGGACCAUCAAAAUGCUAACAGGAUCGAAAUACUAAAUCGAGGUGAUCGUUAAGCCGGGUAACGCAGAGGCCGCCACAAUGGGCAUCGGAGGAAAAAGCUUCCCUUUGGAGCAGCAAUCCAAAGAUGAUGAACAGAUCGUCUACCAUGGCACCUACGACACUGAGGGCGUGCCGCACACCAAGAGCGGGGACAGACAACCCGUGCAGGUCUCCGUAGAGUUCAAAGAUGCUGGUUUGUUUGAAACAGUAUGGCAAGUGAAAUACUACAACUAUUACAAGAGAGAACACUGCCAGUUCGGCAACAGCUUCAACUGCAUCGAGUACGAGGCCAAACCCAACGAAACCCGCAGCCUUAUGUGGAUAAACAAAGAGGUCUUUCAGUAGAACCUGACCACAGCAACGGUAACGGCAGCAGUAGCACUAUGUCCUGUAACCAUCACGGGGUCACAGAUGCAAAAUGGUCCUCAGUGAAACAAGCUGUGAAUAUUACAGGCCCAAAAAAGAGAUCUCUCAGUGUUUUUUUUGUUCACCUGUCAAUCAAUGCACCGAUCUGUUGUACUGUUCAUGCAUGAUCUGAACAUUUAUGCCUUCAGUUGUAAGUCAAGUUGACUUUUUUUGUAUUUUUUCCUUACCAUGCUUGAGCACAUCUGAACAAGAUGGGCGAUAUACUGUGUACUGGAUUUGGGAACAAGGCCAAAUUGACACAACAUCCACUUUGUUAUGGUUACAAUGGAACCAGCAAGAUUCCAGUUUGUUUCAGGCUUGCAUUUAAUUCAAUCACUUAGAAAUGGGCAGUUCUCCAAAACGCUUGCGUAAAAAGGUGCUGUAUGAACAUAUACAGUAUCGGCUAUUUAUGACUUACUAUAAUGUAUAAUGUAGUACUACAAAGUAAAGACAAAUAAGUAAAUAUUGUGGUCUUUUGUGACCAGCGCUGACAAAACAAUUAUUUAUUUGUAAAAGGUGUGUCUGUUUCUCUAUAGUGUGAGUGAAUGUUUAAUUAUUUGUUUACUUUUGUGUAUGGAUUACAAUGCUAUUUAUUUUUUAUGGCAGACAUGGACAGAAAGUAUUCACAGGUGAAAGUGAAACAGCUAUUGCUUUCUACUGAAUUUAUGCCUAUUUUCGCUCAUAUUCUGCUUGUCAAUUUGUUUGUGUGGUGCAUAUGUAAACUGUUGAAUGUCUGUUUUGAUUUUAUGAUGUGUGUGAUUUAGGCCAAACUUUUGACUUUUUGUAAGAAUAUAAACAUGUAAAUCUUG